This is a messenger RNA of Stegastes partitus (bicolor damselfish), 1288 nucleotides long. RefSeq lists its product as uncharacterized. NCBI's taxonomy places the organism in Eukaryota, Metazoa, Chordata, Actinopteri, Pomacentridae. The record is from RefSeq and is a predicted model, not a curated record. The transcript has 2 exons. Bases 162 to 956 code for a protein of 264 amino acids.
AUGGAGAAGUAAGAACGAGACAGAUAAAUGAGUAUGCAUUUGAUUUAGAUUGCCUCCGAGUCGCUCAUUUCUCUUCACUUGCAGCACAUUGUGUACACAUUCAUUUAUACAAACUCCUCGUCUUCCGGGAAGUAUAUCAAGAUCACCAGCAUCGUACCAACAUGAACAUCUUCCUCCUCCUGCUGUACUGCACAGAAAUCCUGGGUGUAUUACUGUUCAUCCCGGGGCGUACUAGUGCAGACACAGAUACACAAAAUGUCGGGAACGUCACUUCUUCAACUUCUCUGCCAAAAUCCCAACAAGAUUUCAACACCACUGCCAGCAGCGUGUCAGAUGCUAACAGCUCUAUGAGCUCUGAGCCAUCUUCAGCAGUCAUAGAGAUGUCCACUAGUCGCAGCUUCCCACCUUCAUCUGGUCCAAAGCCCGCCACCGCCACCACUAAGACCACCACCACCAUCAGCAGCAGCCCAAAUGAGAUAUUUCAGAUAAAGGAAUGUCGCUCAGCACUCAUAGUGUCUGCUGGGCUGAUCCUAGCCUGCGUGAUUUUCCUGAUAACCACAUUGUUUUUGGCAUGUAGGACGUGCCAGCUGAGCAGACGCCUCAAGAGGCUGGGCGCCAACGCCGACCUGAUCAGCAACUCCGAAUACUGGAUGGGAACCGCCAAGAAGGACAAAAGCAAGUCAGACACAGAAGGCAAAGAGACCACCGUGUUGAUGUCUGACUUAACACAGGAAGAGAUGAACAAUGGUCCCACCAAAGAAGACGGAGGGAAGAUGAAAGAGGAUGGACAAAAGGGAGAAGAGAAGGAGGCGGGAGACGCAGCCAACGGUGAGGAAGUUGCAGCUGCGCCGGCAACUGUAGCUGAAAAUUCAUCCUCCUCAAAGCCACAAGAGGAGGCCGCCAACUCCCAGCCCGCCAAGGAUGCCGCAGCCUCCUCCUCUGAGGGCGCGGAGUAGCCAAAGGAUGUGCUCUAGAGUGUUCUUGCGUGUGAAGCCAGAAAGUUUCCUGAGCAACUACCUUCACCUCCCUGUAGCUCUAAAAUCCCUCCACUGUGAGAAAAAGGAUUUCUUUCAGCAGCUUUUUCCCGCCCUUCCAAUCGCACAACUCGCGUGUGCUCUUCAACUUGCCAACUUGAGCCUUUCUGAUUCAAAAACAGCUGGUUAAUAUUUCUGUAUUUUAAAAUCUGAAACGUGUUAAUAUCAAAAUCCACUUUUGUGCAAGUUGUUUACGCUUCACAUGUUUGAAAAAAGAAAUGAGAAAUAAACCAAGAAUUGUAACCUGAAUUGAA